Budorcas taxicolor (takin) is the source of this 1206-nucleotide messenger RNA. RefSeq names its product golgin-45-like. The transcript has a single exon. Bases 1 to 1206 code for a protein of 401 amino acids. Lineage: Eukaryota; Metazoa; Chordata; Mammalia; Artiodactyla; Bovidae. The record is from RefSeq and is a predicted model, not a curated record. Gene Ontology annotation, biological process: Golgi to plasma membrane protein transport; Golgi organization. Gene Ontology annotation, cellular component: Golgi membrane.
AUGACUACUCUUGAAAGCUUAGAAGCCAAAGUCAUCCUUACUUCAUCCCCAAUCCGAGGAGUGGGAGAUGGAAUGGAAACUGAGGAGCCACCUAAAUCUAUUGAAGUUACUCCUGGAAUCCAACCUAUAACACAUCACAUCCUUCAGAGUCCACGAAAGAAAGCAGUCCCAUCAGAGAGCCCAGGAGUUCUUCAGCUAGGGAAGAUUCUUGCUGAAAAAGCCGUGGAAGUCGAAGCUGUAAAAAUAUUAGUUCCCAAAGCCGCUAUAACCCAUAAUAUCCCCUACAAAAAUGCAAAGGUUAAGUCUCUGGGACAUCAUAAAGGAGAACUCCUUGGCCAGCCAGAUGGAGUCAUAGAACCCAGAAAGGAACUGUCCGAGGUAAAGAAUACAUUGGAAAAGCUCAAGAACUCUGAAAGGAGAUUGCUACAGGACAAAGAAGGCCUUUCAAGUCAGCUCAGAGUACAGUCAGACGUCAAUCGUGAGUUAAAAAAGCUGCUGGUGGCUUCUGUUGGGGAUGACCUUCAGUAUCACUUUGAACGUGUAGCCCGUGAGAAAAAUCAGCUUAUUUUAGAAAACGAAGCCCUGGGUCAAAACAUUGCUCAGCUUUCUGAACAGUUAGAACGGAUGUCGAUACAGUGUGAUGUGCGGCGAAGUAAAUUCCUCGCAAGCAGGGUUAUGGCAGAUGAGUUAACCAACUCCAGAGCAGUUCUGCAGCGUCAGAACCGUGAUGCACAGAGCGCUAUACAAGAUCUCCUGAGUGAACGGGAACAGUUUCGUCAGGAAAUGGUAGCUAUGCAGAAGUUGCUGGAGGAGCUCUUGGUCUCUUUGCAGUGGGGAAGGGAGCAAACUUACUACCCUAGAGGGCAACCUCACAGCACGGCAGAACUGGCAUUAACAAAUCACAAGCUGGCAAAAGCAGUAAAUUCUCAUCUUCUGGGAAAUGUUGGCACUAAUGGUCAAAAAAAGGUUCCAUCAACAGUUGAAUUCUGCAGUACUCCAGCAGAAAAAAUGGCUGAAACGGUUCUACGCAUUUUGGAUCCAGUUACAUGUACAGAAAGCUCACCUGAUAAUCCAUUUUCCGAGUCUUCACCAACCACCUUACUUGCUACAAAGAAAAAUAUUGGACGAUCUCAUCCCUAUACAAGAUAUGAAAAUAUAACUUUCGAUUGCUGCAAUCACUGCCAGGGAGAACUUGUUGCCCUUUAA